AUGAGCGACUUCCAAGACCAAGGUCCUCUAGAAUACGAUCCUGUUACCACCAUAGCCAGCGGUCUCCGCGAGAAAAGACUGCGAUUCAUCAAAAAGAUACCAAACGAUCACGAUAGCGAUAUUUGUUCACCAAGAGACCGCCGCGCUGCCCUUGCCGUAUUCGACGAAGCCAUCGAAAAGAUCCGCGAAGAAAACCGCCUAGAAGUAACUACGGAGGCCGACUACAAGAUCAGGGUGAUCUUAGGGAUCACCAAAGCGCAACCUUCUGCAUCGGUGUUCCAAAAUAAGCAACAACUCUCGCCCAUAGACCCCCACACUGGCGCAAAGACGGUUGGCCCGAAUCGUUUCCUGAGAGGGCCAUUCAGAAAGAGCGAACUAUGCAAGGGGAGCCCAGAUCUUGGAAAGAUCAAGAGUGGGCUGAGCCUGGAGGAUUGA
Molecule: messenger RNA, 435 nt
Organism: Alternaria viburni
Lineage: Eukaryota; Fungi; Ascomycota; Dothideomycetes; Pleosporales; Pleosporaceae
Exons: 2
Coding region: 1-435 (144 amino acids)
Source: RefSeq, a predicted model, not a curated record